AAUGGGAGGUGGCGACGGAGCGAGCGACGUCGGCGCGUUCUUCGCGCGAGGGCCUCCUUGAACUUUGACCUCGCGAGGCAACGGACGGCGAGGUCUCGGGUCCUCCUCCAUUCGCCUGUGAGUGAGGGGAGCGGCGGCACGAGGAGGCCUCUCCUUCCUUCCUAUUGCUUUCCCUUUGCCCGGCUCGCCUGCGAUGAGAGUGACCUCCUCCGGGCACGGACGCUGAGCCUCCCUCUUUCCUUCCUUCCCUGAGUCCCACCCCCGCUUCAGCCCAAGGCCUCGCCAGACCGAGCCCUCCUUCGCCUCCUUCCGCCCUGGGCGACGCGGAGCCGGCGAGACGCGGCCCUCAGCGGGACCCUCCUCGACAUGGCGAGCGCCUCGUACCACAUCUCCAACCUGCUGGAGAAAAUGACGUCGAGUGACAAGGACUUCAGGUUCAUGGCAACAAAUGACUUGAUGACUGAGCUACAGAAAGAUUCUAUCAAGCUAGAUGAUGACAGUGAAAGGAAGGUUGUGAAAAUGAUUUUGAAGUUGUUGGAAGAUAAAAAUGGUGAAGUGCAAAAUUUAGCUGUCAAAUGCCUCGGGCCAUUAGUGAGUAAAGUGAAAGAAUACCAAGUGGAGACGAUUGUAGAUACCCUUUGUACAAAUAUGCUUUCUGAUAAAGAGCAGCUUCGUGAUAUUUCAAGCAUUGGCCUUAAAACAGUCAUUGGAGAACUUCCUCCUGCUUCCAGUGGUUCUGCAUUAGCAGCUAAUGUUUGUAAAAAGAUCACUGGUCGUCUCACUAGUGCAAUUGCCAAGCAAGAAGAUGUAUCUGUUCAGUUAGAGGCCUUGGACAUUAUGGCUGAUAUGCUGAGCAGGCAAGGAGGACUGCUCGUUAACUUCCAUCCUUCUAUUCUGACCUGUCUGCUUCCUCAGCUGACUAGUCCAAGGCUUGCUGUGAGAAAAAGAACCAUCAUUGCUCUUGGUCAUCUUGUAAUGAGUUGUGGCAACAUAGUGUUUGUUGAUCUUAUUGAGCAUCUGUUGACAGAGCUUUCUAAAAAUGAUUCCAUGUCAACAACUAGGACCUAUAUACAGUGUAUUGCUGCCAUCAGUAGGCAAGCAGGUCAUAGAAUAGGUGAAUACCUGGAGAAAAUUAUACCUUUGGUAGUAAAAUUUUGCAAUAUAGAUGACGAUGAACUUCGAGAAUAUUGCAUUCAAGCAUUUGAAUCUUUUGUUAGGAGAUGUCCUAAAGAAGUUUAUCCUCAUGUCACUACUAUUAUAAACAUUUGUCUUAAGUACCUUACCUAUGAUCCCAAUUACAAUUAUGAUGAUGAGGAUGAAGAUGAGAAUGCUAUGGAUGCUGAUGGUGGAGAUGAUGAUGAUCAAGGGAGUGAUGAUGAAUAUAGUGAUGAUGAUGACAUGAGCUGGAAGGUUAGACGUGCAGCUGCAAAAUGCUUGGAUGCUGUAGUCAGUACCCGGCAUGAAAUGCUACCUGAGUUCUACAAGACAGUAUCUCCUGCUUUAAUUGGUAGAUUCAAGGAACGAGAGGAGAAUGUAAAAGCAGAUGUUUUCCAUGCCUACCUCUCUCUUUUGAAACAAACCCGACCUGUGCAGAGUUGGCUUUGUGAUCCUGAUGCAAUGGAACAAGGAGAGACGCCUUUAACAAUGCUCCAAAGUCAGGUUCCCAACAUCGUUAAAGCCUUGCACAAACAAAUGAAGGAAAAAAGUGUGAAGACUCGGCAGUGUUGUUUUAACAUGCUAACUGAAUUGGUCAAUGUUUUACCUGGUGCUCUCACGCAACAUGUUCCUGUACUUGUUCCAGGCAUAAUUUUUUCGCUGAAUGACAAAUCAAGUUCCUCUAAUCUGAAGAUAGAUGCUUUAUCGUGUUUGUAUGUGAUCCUCUGUAAUCACGCUCCCCAAGUUUUCCAUCCUCAUGUUCAGGCCUUGGUGCCUCCUGUUGUCGCAUGUGUUGGAGACCCAUUUUAUAAAAUAACAUCAGAAGCACUUCUGGUUACUCAACAGCUUGUGAAGGUCAUUCGCCCUCUGGAUCAGCCUUCUUCUUUUGAUGCCACUCCUUAUAUCAAAGAUUUGUUUACUUGUACAAUCAAGAGACUGAAAGCUGCUGAUAUUGAUCAGGAAGUAAAAGAGAGGGCAAUCUCCUGUAUGGGUCAAAUCAUUUGCAGUCUUGGUGACAAUCUUGGCUCUGAUUUACCUAGUACACUUCAGAUCUUCUUAGAGAGACUGAAAAAUGAGAUCACGCGGUUGACCACUGUGAAGGCUUUGACUCUUAUAGCUGGUUCUCCUCUGAAGAUAGAUCUAAGGCCAAUUCUAGGAGAAGGUGUUCCUAUUCUUGCAUCCUUCCUCAGAAAGAACCAGCGCGCUUUGAAACUUGGGACACUUGCUGCUUUAGACAUUUUAAUCAAAAACUACAGUGACAGUUUGACAGCUGCUAUGAUUGAUGCUGUCUUAGAUGAGCUUCCACCUCUUAUUAGUGAGAGUGAUAUGCAUGUCUCACAAAUGGCCAUCAGCUUUUUGACCACACUAGCUAAAGUUUAUCCUUCCUCUCUCUCGAAAAUCAGUGGGUCCAUACUGAAUGAACUUAUUGGGCUAGUGAGGUCACCACUUUUGCAGGGUGGAGCACUUAGUGCCAUGCUAGAAUUUUUCCAAGCUCUGGUUGUAACUGGAACAAGUAAUUUGGGAUAUAUGGACUUAUUGCGCAUGCUAACAGGGCCAGUGUAUUCUCAGAGUACAGCACUUACUCAUAAGCAGUCUUAUUAUUCCAUUGCCAAAUGUGUAGCUGCUCUUACCCGAGCAUGCCCCAAAGAGGGACCAGCAGUAGUAGGUCAGUUUAUUCAGGAUGUCAAGAACUCAAGAUCUACAGAUUCCAUUCGUCUUUUAGCUUUGCUUUCUCUUGGGGAAGUUGGACAUCAUAUUGACCUAAGUGGGCAAAUAGAGCUAAAAUCUGUGAUACUCGAAGCAUUCUCCUCUCCUAGCGAAGAAGUGAAGUCUGCAGCUUCUUAUGCAUUGGGCAGCAUCAGUGUCGGCAAUCUUCCUGAAUACCUUCCAUUUGUCUUACAAGAAAUAACCAGCCAGCCUAAAAGGCAAUACCUCCUGCUGCAUUCCUUGAAGGAGAUAAUUAGCUCUGCAUCAGUUCAAGGUCUAAAACCAUAUGUGGAGAACAUCUGGUCUUUGCUCCUGAAACACUGUGAGUGUGCAGAAGAGGGUACUAGGAAUGUUGUUGCUGAAUGCUUGGGGAAGCUUACAUUAAUAGACCCGGAAACUCUACUUCCACGUCUCAAAGGAUAUUUGGCAUCCGGAUCAUCAUAUGCUCGAAGUUCAGUAGUCACUGCUGUGAAGUUCACCAUUUCUGAUCAUCCUCAACCCAUAGAUCCUUUAUUAAAGAAUUGUAUAGGUGACUUUCUCAAAACAUUGGAAGAUCCAGAUCUUAACGUGAGACGAGUAGCUCUGGUAACAUUUAAUUCAGCGGCACACAAUAAGCCUUCACUUAUAAGGGACCUUCUAGAUACCGUGCUUCCACAUCUUUAUAACGAAACAAAAGUCCGAAAAGAGUUAAUAAGAGAGGUGGAAAUGGGACCUUUUAAGCAUACAGUUGAUGAUGGUCUUGAUAUUAGGAAGGCAGCUUUUGAAUGCAUGUACACUCUUCUGGAUAGUUGUCUGGAUAGACUAGACAUCUUUGAAUUCUUAAACCAUGUUGAAGAUGGCUUGAAGGAUCACUAUGAUAUUAAGAUGCUAACAUUUUUAAUGCUGGUAAGACUGUCUACGCUAUGUCCAAGUGCAGUAUUGCAGAGGCUGGAUAGACUGGUUGAACCUUUGAGAGCUACAUGUACAACUAAGGUAAAAGCAAAUUCUGUGAAACAGGAAUUUGAAAAGCAAGAUGAACUGAAGCGUUCUGCCAUGAGAGCCGUGGCGGCGUUAUUAACCAUUCCAGAAGCAGAAAAGAGUCCUCUGAUGAGCGAAUUUCAGUCACAAAUAAGCUCUAAUCCUGAGCUUGCCGCCAUUUUUGAAAGUAUCCAAAAAGAUUCAUCAUCUACUAAUUUGGAAUCAAUGGACACUAGUUAAACAUUUGUUCAAAACAGGGACCAUGAAUUUGAACCAUAUGAUGCACUGAAUUGACAAGUUUUUAAAAAAAGAAAGUAUCUAAACUUCACAAUGUUCAAAUUUACUUUUAUGGAGACCGUUUGGCUUUUUCCCAUUGUUGCUUUUGUAGCAUUUAUUCCAGAAUAUAUACUUCCAUAACUCAAAAGUUGUAAGCCACUCAUGUUUUAGUGGAUUUGGACACACAUUAAAUAGAAAUAAAAGGCAUUAAAAUGCAUGAUGUAUGGAAAUAGAUUCCAGCAUCCAUUUGCCCUGUAAUGUUUAGGAUUAAAAGUUUAAAAAUUUGUGACCCUGAUUUUUCUUUAUUAUUUUUUUCAUGAUAUAAGAAUACUGUUUUGUAUAACUUUCAUCUUUUUGUUUCAGCUACAUAAAAUGAUUUUGGCUGGCAGAUCAAAAGAAACUUUGUAAUCCUUAUUAUGCGGAGGACUUGCUCACCAUUUAAAAAUGCAGACACAAGUAAAUGUCCUUUUUAAAGAUGUGGGGGUAAAACGUUUCCUGUUGUUCACACUACUUUUGCAUGAACAAGUUUACAAAUAUAUGUUGUCUGUAAAACAGCAUGCGCAGUUUAUUCAUAAUUAAGGUCAAAUUUGUACUGUGGUUUCAAUGCAUAUCUAGGUAUUGUUUCUUUUCAGAGCAGACACAAUUAUUUGAGCGCUUGACUGUUUUGAGGCAAAACAGGGUCAUCCCAAACAUAGAAAUACACACAUUUUUUGUAGGUUAAAAAGAAAGAAUGUAUUUUUAAAUGUCCUAAAUUGCUUGGCAAGAACACGUGAGCUUUCAAGAGGCAUAGAAUAUUCAUGACUGUUGAGGCUCUAGAAAGGUAGGAAGAAAAGAGUCUCAAGACAUAAAAAGUAAGACACACCUUGCGCCUAUCAGUUGUUUGCACUAGUGAAGAGCUGAAAAAUGAAAGGAUAGGAUAUUCAUUGAAGAAGGGAAGAGAAAAUGCCAACAUAUUGAUUCAUUCCCCUUGCAGUUUAUAGGAAGCAUCCUAAAUAUUGGGAUAGGGAUCAGAGCUCAGGCAAUAUAUGCUCACUUCACUACGAAAAUUGAUCUGAAUAAAACUUCACAACUCCUAUUCCAGGGCUGCAGCCAUUCACAGAAAUUCGUUAGGGAUUGGGGUACUCAGAGCUAUUAUUAUAUUACAAGCCCCAUGCGUUCUAUCUUGGAUAAGGAUUUAAGAAAACGUGUUCUCUAUCCUGUUCCUUUUCCUCAUAAACCCCAUGUUUAGAAUCUAAAGGAUUGGUUGCCUAGAAAAACAGAUUUGACAGUAACAGGAGCAAAAUAUAAUAGUAGGCCAAAUAGAUAUCUGAGGGAAUAAGAAUCCAGAGAGGGACCUUGCAUUCUGCAUGUUAAUCUGCUAUUCUUAAGGAUAUUUCAAAUAUACACCAAUUAAUCUUGAAUGUUUGUGGAGAAAUUCCAUGUUUCCAGGAUGGGGGAGACAUUUCGCAACUUCUCAGAUUGGUGGGGCUUAUAUCUAUGCAAUUCAAAGCAAUAUUGGGGCAUAAAAUCCUGCCUUGUUCGAAUCAACGUAUAAUGUCUGUAUCUUGUCUUUAAAAACAGCCUGUACAAAAAGGUAAUGCAUCUUUAAUUUUAAGGUCAUGAUAUAUAGACCUUGCAGGUGUUAAUAUCGGUAUCUUUUUCUCUGUAUGUGUGUAAUGGAAAGUCGGCUUGAGAACACUGCUUCCAAGUAGAAAUGACACAGCAAAUGGUUUGUAGUUGUAUUAAUUUUAAUUAGAAACUGCGUAUGAAA
Anolis sagrei ordinatus is the source of this 5845-nucleotide messenger RNA. RefSeq names its product cullin associated and neddylation dissociated 1 (gene CAND1). Gene Ontology annotation, biological process: SCF complex assembly; protein ubiquitination. Lineage: Eukaryota; Metazoa; Chordata; Lepidosauria; Squamata; Anolidae. Gene Ontology annotation, cellular component: nucleus. The record is from RefSeq and is a predicted model, not a curated record.